AUGAGCGCCGUCGGUCCGGAGGAGUGGAAGACUGCGACAUGUCUCGAAAUCGGUGCGAACACGUCGAAUGUCUCGCAAGCUUACCCCCCACCGUCCAGGCCAUCAAAAGGCCCAUAUGCCAGUUCGAUGUCGUCCUGGCCUAGUUCUUCUCUCGAUACAGAAACCUUCGCAUUAUGCUCUACAUGGCUUUGGAUCCCCUCUCCUCUAGAAUCGGUGGAGGAGUGGGAUAUGUCGUCCCGCCGCUAUAUCUGCUUUAAAAAAGAAAUGCGAUCAGUUGCAGUGCUAUGGGAGUCCACUAAAAGAACCCCUGCCCCAGACAUGCUGCUUUCCCGUUCCCUGGAACAUAGACACUAUACCAACAGCAAAAUGCCUCCCAACGGAGCAGACUACUCAUUAUACCAAAACGGCAAGAAGAACUUCUGGAUGGUCGCGCGGCCGUUGCUGUCUAGAAACUACCGCGGACGGUCGCAAUGCCGUGCGGGAGAAACCGGCCCCGCCGAAUCAAGUCUUUUAGAGCUUUGGCACAUGUCUAAAAGGGAUACCCCAUCGCCGUUUCAACUCUUAAGGUCUCCGAAAUUCCCAACUCAAGCCGAACAUGUCCAAAAAACCGAUCUCGAAGACUCCAUGGAAUCAAACUCUGGAUCCUUGUCUCCCAUGGCGAGCUUCCCAGGUACCCAAAGGCGCGAUCCCCACGACCCAUGA
Messenger RNA from Trematosphaeria pertusa, 702 nucleotides. RefSeq lists its product as uncharacterized. Bases 1 to 702 code for a protein of 233 amino acids. Lineage: Eukaryota; Fungi; Ascomycota; Dothideomycetes; Pleosporales; Trematosphaeriaceae. The transcript has 3 exons. The record is from RefSeq and is a predicted model, not a curated record.